This is a messenger RNA of Trematosphaeria pertusa, 1651 nucleotides long. RefSeq lists its product as uncharacterized. The coding region runs from base 490 to 1422 and encodes 310 amino acids. The transcript is spliced from 3 exons. The record is from RefSeq and is a predicted model, not a curated record. NCBI's taxonomy places the organism in Eukaryota, Fungi, Ascomycota, Dothideomycetes, Pleosporales, Trematosphaeriaceae.
CGCAGCAUGCAUUCUGGUCCGCUGCUUUGAUCGCAGGCCAGGAAGCCUCAUAUUCGUGGGCGAGGCGAAGGAGCAGCGGCUUUUGGGAGCUUAUGACAGGAGGAAAGGCUUGUUCGUAGCGGAUGGAAAAUUUGGCCCCAGAAACUCUUCCUCACUGCAGAGCCGCGAACGGUUGCAGUUGAUACGCGCUGCUAGGAGGCCACAGCUCGCCAAUGAUUCGGUGCUGCGUAUCUCGAUCGCUUCUGCGGCAAUCAUGGAGCGAUCAAACUGGUGGAGCUGAUAGGGCUGAAAGGUAGACCUGGUGGCACCAACUCCUUUCGAACCGGUCUGCGACACUAUUAUAAAGACUCCACCUCUUCCUCCGACUUCUGAGCAUAAGCUCAGACUCCCAACGGAUCGGUUCAAACAUAUUCUCGCAUCAUUGCUCUUCUAGAAUUUCCUUUUUCCGGUCCUGGGAACGAUUCCUAAAUAGGUUAGCCUACAUCUGCGAUGGCAACAUCUCCGAGGUCACCUCAAACCCCUCAGACCGCAACGCAAAGCCGGCGUCCCGAUCAAGGAUUCAGCGAACUCUUUCAAAACAUCGCUGUGUAUCCAGAGCUGGGAAGAUUCCGCCGAUUUGCCGCAGAAUGGGCCAAGCUCCUUCAGGAUGAUGCUGUCGCAGUGUUGACGAGGCAAAACGAAGUGUGUGAGGCGCUGAAGGGAGUGCGGGGAACCGCCGGUGGGACAACAGUGCUGGAUUGCCCCCGUUGGUUCGUCGAGCACAACCAUUCUGCAAUAUACAAAGAUAAAUGGGUAAAAUAUGAGGAAGCCCUACGGAGAUAUGGAGAAACAUUAUGCUUGAGCGAACGGAUAAUGAAGCUCCCAAACCAAAGUCCAUCGGCGACAAAGCGAAUGGAAGACCUGAAUAAGGUACCAUUCUUUCAAAUCGGGCCCCAGGGUUGGCGCUUUGGGUUCACACAAGAGGAUGCCACGGUGUACUUUGGCCCAUCAGAGCGAACCGAUACAUGUGCUUGGAGAGGCCUCAGCACCAACGAUAUCCUGACGAGGAAAUUUGUGGAGUGGAGUCCGUGGAUCGAAAAGCGUAUUCUCGAACGUUUUCGGAGGCUAUGCAGACGCAUCAGCCGCUCCCAACGAUGGGAUCGACCAGACGUUCCGUAUCACCGGGUUGUUGACAUUAUGGAUACGCUUACAUGCAUCUCCGCCUCGCUGCUCCUAACUGGAGCAAUGUUUGCUCUCGUUUCGAUCGAUCCUCUGCUGGCUCGAAUUGGCGCUGUUGGCGGCUUUGGGACGCUCUUCGCCCUCGCAGUAAAGAUCAUGGCGGGCAAUCCCUCCAGAGGAGAGGUGUUUGCCGCAACGGCAGCCUUCUUUGCGGUUGCAUCCGUCUUCGUUUCGAAUACUGGUAACGGAUGUGGGUUUCAAUAGACGGGUGUUGGUGGUGACGUCUGACUGUUGAGCGACCGGCAACUGAACAUAUAUACGCCUUAUUCAUUGGCGGGUCAACCCUUGAGCAAGCAUCCCUGAGCACGCGUGCUUCUCAAGCUCUGUCAACCGCCAUGUCCUUCUAAGGUCAAUUCUAAAGAUGGAUGAACCGUGCGCUGCAUGGUGGCAUCGGACAUGUCACGUUAGCCCCCACUGCUCGUCGAACAAUAAG